This is a messenger RNA of Austrofundulus limnaeus, 1703 nucleotides long. RefSeq names its product chemokine (C-X-C motif), receptor 4b (gene cxcr4b). Gene Ontology annotation, cellular component: membrane; external side of plasma membrane. The record is from RefSeq and is a predicted model, not a curated record. The transcript has 2 exons. Gene Ontology annotation, biological process: G protein-coupled receptor signaling pathway; neurogenesis; brain development. Lineage: Eukaryota; Metazoa; Chordata; Actinopteri; Cyprinodontiformes; Rivulidae. Gene Ontology annotation, molecular function: C-C chemokine receptor activity; C-C chemokine binding. The coding region runs from base 102 to 1247 and encodes 381 amino acids.
GCAGUCACAACUCAUGAACCUGUCCCAGGCGCGGGCGCAUGUUCACUGGUCCCCAAACGUCCAUGCUCGGAGAGUGAUUGGAUUUGAUUUGAGUGGUAAACAUGGAGUACGACUUCCCAUACGACACAGUCAUUUUCCUUGAAAACAGCACUGACAACUUCUCAGAGGAAUCCGGAGACUUCGACCUGAAUGAUUUUCAGGAGGCAUGUGGUGGAGACACCAACAGCGACUUCAACAAAAUCUUCCACCCCACGGUUUAUGGAUUAAUCUUCAUUCUGGGAAUAGUUGGCAAUGGAUUGGUUGUUCUGGUCAUGGGCUUCCAGAAGAAGGUCAAAACGAUGACGGACAAAUACAGGCUCCAUCUCUCGGUAGCUGACCUCCUGUUUGUCCUCACGCUGCCCUUCUGGGCUGUGGACGCGGCUAAAUCCUGGUACUUCGGACACUUCCUCUGCGUGUCCGUGCACAUGAUCUACACGAUCAACCUGUACAGCAGCGUCUUGAUCCUGGCCUUCAUCAGCUUGGACAGAUACUUGGCGAUUGUUCACGCCACCGACAGCCAAGCCACGAGGAAGCUGCUGGCGAACAGGGUGGUGUAUGUGGGCGUGUGGCUGCCUGCUGCCAUCCUGACUGUCCCRGACUUUCUGUUCGCUCAGGUGCAGAACGUGAGCUCCUCGAAAUUCCCCAUCACCGAUGGCGGCGCGGGGACCGCCGACUUCAGGCCCAUCUGCCAGCGUAUCUACCCAGAGGAGAAAAGCCUCGUGUGGACCGUUGUUUUCCGUUUCCAGCACAUCCUGGUGGGCUUCAUCCUGCCCGGCCUGGUCAUCCUCAUCUGCUACUGCAUCAUCAUCUCCAAGCUGUCCCGAGGCGCCAAGGGCCAGGCGCUGAAGAGGAGAGCGCUGAAGACCACGGUCAUCCUCAUYGUCUGUUUCUUCAGCUGCUGGCUGCCCUACUGCGUCGGCAUCUUCUUGGACACCCUCAUGAUGCUGAACGUGGUCCCYGUCACCUGUGGGCUGCAACAGGCCGUGGACAAAUGGAUUUCGGUCACGGAGGCGCUGGCUUACUUUCACUGCUGCUUGAACCCCAUCCUGUACGCGUUCCUGGGGGUGAAGUUUAAGAAAACGGCCAGGAGUACUCUGACCCUCAACAGCAGCAAAUCGAGCCAGAAAGUGACUCUCAUGACCAAAAUGCGGGGUCAGAUUUCAUCGGUGUCCACAGAGUCCGAGUCUUCAAGUGUUCUGUCAAGUUAACUCCGUUGAUUUCAGAGACUUUGUCUUCUCAGGAGAGGAAAAAAAAAGCUAACUUUUAUUUUCCAAGUAUCUUACUACAUUUUGUACAUAUGUAAAAACAAAGAGUUUGUUUUAUACUUAUUUGUAUUUGAAUGCUUGAAAACGUUUUUUUUUACAAUUGUUUUUCUACAAUUUUCUGUUUUCCUCAGGCUGUGCCUCAUUUUCAUCCAUUCAAAUUCACAGUUAAGGUCCACUAGUUGUCAGUUUUUACACUCUGUGACGUCACACCGUUGUUUGCUGUUUUCAUGGGUGCUGUUUGGAAACCCUGUGCAUAGUUUGUAGCAUUUGUAUGUUUGCUCUAAAGUUGUGUGAUUGUGUUCAAGCUGUUAUUUAUUGUUGCCAUAUGAGUUCUUUUUUUUACACUUUUAAAUUUAUUUUGUAAUGUAAAAUAAAAGUAUUGUUUUUUUUUUCCAUAAA